Molecule: messenger RNA, 1238 nt
Organism: Sander lucioperca (pikeperch)
Lineage: Eukaryota; Metazoa; Chordata; Actinopteri; Perciformes; Percidae
Gene: igldcp
Product: galectin 17
Exons: 7
Coding region: 91-936 (281 amino acids)
Biological process (GO): negative regulation of T cell proliferation; immune response; cellular response to lipopolysaccharide
Cellular component (GO): external side of plasma membrane
Source: RefSeq, a predicted model, not a curated record
UGUAAACAGAAACACACACACACAUCAGACAGCGUCCUGCGGAGCGAAGAGAAGAGGAGUGAACAGGUUUCCAAACAGCAGACAGACACGAUGAAAACAGUCACAAAGCGACAAUGGUUUUUCGUGCAUCUAUGCUGUUUCCUGAUUGGCAGUUUAGUUGACUCCUCUUCCCUCUCCUCCAUCCCCGACUCCCUGACGGUCACCUCCUUGGUGGGGAACCAGGCGGUCCUUCCCUGCAGCUGGAAGCAGCGCCUGGGCGCGCAGGCGCCGCCCGCCUCCUGCCACAUCCAAUGGGCCACGCCGGACGACACAGUGUUCGAGCAGCGCGGAGAGCAGAAGUGGCAGGCCGAGGAGUUUGAGGGCCGCGUGGAGGUUUCUGAGGAGAAGCUGGGCUCCGGGGAUUGUUCGCUGAUCAUCAGCGACGUUCAGAUCGGAGACACGGGGAGAUACGAGAGCUUCAUGGUGGUGGACGGACGGAGGAACGUGAAAACCAGGGUCUUCAUUCAGAGCGUCAAGCUGUCUGUGUUCGACCACAAAUCCCUUCAGUCUCGAGGUCCGGGGGAGGACUUGGUUCUGGAUCUGUACACCCGGCACUCUGUGAGAGUCGUCUUCCAGGGCAGGAACAGCUCGGAGUGGUUGGACCUGUGGAUGAGGGGGGAUAAAGAAUCUCCACGUCUGGAGAAACAUCCGUUCAACGAGCAGCUGACCAUUAAGCAGUUAGCGAGCUCGGACGAAGGGACGUACAAAGUUCUGGAUGCAAACGGCCUCGCUGUCAGCACCGUGCAGCUCUCUGUGAACGAAAAAUACACGGCUCGGAAAUUCUACCAGACCCAGGAAAAUCAAGUACCAACAGAUGACGCUUCCAAAAGCAGCUGUUCAGCUCUCCUCAUCUUGUCUGUUCUUGUCACGGGUUUCCAAAUUCUUCAUCUGCUCUGAGAUCUCCUCUGCAAAGUAACUGCACAUAGAUGCACAACAACUACACAACGCACUAUUGCCAGCAAAUCAUUUAAAGGUUGUCUUUCUGUCAGAUAUUGUAGCAUGUUUCUGAACUUUUUGAAUGACAUUUCUAAUGGGUCAGAUAAGCCGUGUGUGGGGGUGUUGCUUGUAACUUAAGUAGAGUGACAGUGUGUGUGAGAUGUGAUUUAAGUUAAAAAAAAAAAAAAAAAACGUCAAAAAAGUUUGUAUUUCUGUUCGACAGGCUGACGUCCAAAACAACUCUGGAGUCAAAUUUACUGUUU